Molecule: messenger RNA, 1438 nt
Organism: Solanum pennellii
Lineage: Eukaryota; Viridiplantae; Streptophyta; Magnoliopsida; Solanales; Solanaceae
Product: equilibrative nucleotide transporter 8
Exons: 2
Coding region: 83-1297 (404 amino acids)
Biological process (GO): nucleoside transmembrane transport
Cellular component (GO): plasma membrane
Molecular function (GO): nucleoside transmembrane transporter activity
Source: RefSeq, a predicted model, not a curated record
UACUAUACUUACCUAUUGAGAUAUCAUUAUUAACUUGUCUAUAAGAUGCUUGACCAAAUGACCAUUCUCCACAAUCCAAAAGAUGGUACAAAAUCACAAAGGAAUAGAGAUCACAAAGGUUGAUCAAAAUGAAGCAAGAGACACUUAUAAAAUUUCAUACAUAAUUCAUUUCUUGCUUGGUUCUGGCAAUUUGUUACCUUGGAAUGCUUUGAUCACUGCCAUUGAUUACUUUGGUUAUCUUUAUCCAACCAAACAUGUUGAGAAAGUAUUCUCUGUUGCUUACAUGACUUCAUCUCUAUUGAUUCUUGUUUUGAUGUUAAGUUGGAGUAAAUGGAACCAAACAAUGAGUCUUAGAUUGAGAUUAAAUAUUGGUUUUUCUAUGUUUGUUCUUUGUUUAAUGGUAACACCAAUUGUUGAUUGGAUUAAUUGGGAUCAAAAUGGAACAAAAGUGAAGUCAAAUGCAACAUAUUGUGUUGUGGUUGUAUCUGUUGUUAUUUGUGGUUUGGCUGAUGGUUUAAUUGGUGGAAGUUUGAUUGGUUCUGCUGGUAAACUUCCUAAACAAUACAUGCAAGCAAUUUUUGCUGGAACUGCUUCUUCAGGUGUAUUAAUUUCCAUAUUAAGGAUUAUAACCAAAGUAUCACUUCCACAUACUCCACAAGGUCUAAAGACAAGUGCUCAUUUCUACUUCAUAAUUAGCACAACAAUUUUGAUAGUGUGCAUUAUAUGUUGCAACUUGUUGUAUAAGUUGCCAAUCAUGCAGCAACAUUACACACAUCUUGUUCAAGAUCUCUUGCCAUGUUCGAGUCAUAAACUCCGCGAUGUGGCAAGAACUAUAAAGCGUCCUGCAUUUGGAAUAUUCGCGAUUUACACUGUGACAUUGUCUAUUUUCCCAGGGUUCUUAGCAGAGAAUCUUGAAUCGAGUUUGCUUAAAGAUUGGUACCCCAUUAUACUGAUCACAAUUUACAACGUAUCGGAUUUCGUUGGGAAAUCUCUCACUGCAAUGUAUGUUGUAAAGAGCAGUGGCAAGGCUACAUGGGGUUGUGUUGCUAGGGUAUUGUUCUAUCCUCUGUUUACAGCUUGUUUACAUGGUCCUAAGUGGCUAAAAUGUGAGGUGUCAAUUGUUUUUUUAACGACGAUGCUCGGUCUGACCAACGGGUACUUGACAAGUGUCAUUAUGAUUCUUGUUCCUAAGUCUGUCCCAAGUUCUGAAGCUGAAAUUGCUGCAAUUGUUUUGGCUGUUUCAUUAGGGUUGGGGUUAGUGGCUGGUUCUGUUCUUGGUUGGUUUUGGAUUAUUUGAAAUGCUAUUAUUUAGGGAAAUUAUUAGUAGUUAGAAUUCAUAAAUAUUGUGUUGUAAUCAAUGUAUUUAUGUCAUUAUGGGGAAAACAAUGUUGCAAUAUGAAUUGUGUUUAUCAAAGAAAAGAAAAUCUUUGGCCCGCGA